Apus apus (common swift) is the source of this 6915-nucleotide messenger RNA. It is a transcript of the gene FAR2, whose product is annotated as fatty acyl-CoA reductase 2. Lineage: Eukaryota; Metazoa; Chordata; Aves; Apodiformes; Apodidae. The transcript is spliced from 12 exons. The record is from RefSeq and is a predicted model, not a curated record. Gene Ontology annotation, cellular component: peroxisome. The coding region runs from base 155 to 1702 and encodes 515 amino acids. Gene Ontology annotation, molecular function: alcohol-forming very long-chain fatty acyl-CoA reductase (NADP+) activity. Gene Ontology annotation, biological process: long-chain fatty-acyl-CoA metabolic process.
UCAACCUUUUUUUAUUUUUUGUAAUUUAUUUUCAUAACAAAAGCUUUUUUAAAAACUGUCUUUAAAAUUGCUGUUGAUUGACCUAAUGCCAGCUGCCACCACCGACUGACAAAGGUACCUCCUGCAGGAAGGAAGAACGGAAUAAGAAAGCACCAUGUCUUCAGUCUCAGCUUAUUACAACGGGAAGACCGUACUUAUCACAGGAGCUACAGGUUUCAUGGGCAAAGUACUGGUGGAAAAGCUUCUGCGCUCCAGCCCUGAUGUGAAAGCAGUUUAUAUACUUGUCAGGCCGAAGGCUGGACAAUCAAUGCAAGAGAGAGUAGCCAACAUGUUGAAAUGCAAGGUCUUUGACAGGGUCCGAGAAGAUUGCCCUAAUUUCCACGAGAAGAUUAAGCCAAUUAAUGCUGAACUCACUCAGCCCAAGCUGGCCAUCAGUGCUGAAGAUGAGGAGGAGCUUCUGACCCGGGUCAAUAUUAUCUUCCACUGUGCAGCAACAGUUCGCUUUGAUGAACCCCUGAAACACGCCGUCCAACUGAACGUGAUGGGCACGCAGCGGCUUCUGGAGCUGGCCCAGCAGAUGCAGAACCUGGAGGCCUUCAUCCACAUCUCCACUGCCUAUGCAAACUGUGUCAGGAAAUGCAUAGAUGAAGUUAUCUACCCACCCCCAGCUGAGCCCAAGAAGCUCUUUGAUUUAGUAGAGUGGCUGGAUGAAUCUAUCAUUCAAGACAUCACACCUAAGUUGCUUGGGGACUGGCCCAACACUUACACCUACACCAAAGCCUUGUCAGAAUACCUGAUUCAGCAAGAGAAAGGAAACCUGAACAUUGCUAUCAUCAGGCCAUCCAUCGUGGGAGCUAGCUGGCAUGAGCCUUUCCCAGGUUGGAUUGACAGCUUCAACGGGACAAGUGGAAUAUUUGUUGCGGCAGGAAAAGGGAUUCUGCGGAGCGUCAUUGCCAACAACGAAGCGGUGGCAGACAUGAUCCCAGUAGACGUGGCCAUCAACUUCACCCUGGCAGCUGGGUGGUACACAGCUGUGCACAGACCAAAAAACUUGUUGGUGUGCAACUGCACAACAGGUGGAAUCAACCCUUUCUUCUGGGGAGAAAUGGAGCAGUAUGUCAUAUCCACAUUCAAAAGGAACCCACUGGAGCAGGCCUUCCGAGCACCCAAUGCUCACUUGACAUCCAACUACUUGAUAAACCAGUACUGGGUGACUGUCAGUCACAAGGCUCCGGCCAUGCUCUACGACCUGUACAUGAGGCUCACGGGGAGAAAGCCCAGAAUGAUGAAGAUUAUCAAUCGACUGCACAAAUCUAUGAUGCUCCUGCAGUAUUUCUCCACUCAGUCCUGGGAUUGGUCUUCAGAUAAUAUGAAUAUGUUAAUGAGUCACCUUAACACAGAGGACAAAAAGGUAUACAAUUUUGAUGUUCGUCAGCUGCACUGGUCAGAAUACAUUGAAAGCUACUGCCUAGGUGCUAAGAAGUACUUGCUAAAUGAGGACAUGGCUGGCAUUCCAGCAGCAAAGCAGCAUUUACGAAAGCUGAGGAACAUCCAGUAUGCAUUCAACACCACCCUCCUGGUGAUCAUCUGGCGCAUUUUCAUUGCAAGGUCACAGAUGGCUCGAAACAUCUGGUACUUUGUAGUGAGCCUCUGCUAUAAGUUCCUUUCCUACUUCAGGGCAUCCAGCACCCUCAGGCACUGAAGCCGUCCAUCAGCAACCAGCCUCUUCCCAAAGGACCUCCAUCUCCUCUAAUCAGCAGCUAUGGGCAUCGGGGUCUGAAAGUAGCAGAAAAAUCCACACCCUCCAUCAGCAGCCUGCGUUUAUUGUGCACUGUUCUAUAUUCACCUUUUUAAUUUCAACUAAUGUUUUAAUACGUGGUGGUCUUUCUUCCAUAGGACCAGGCCAAUUUUUAAAGCCAUAACUGAUGCUUUAGGAAAAGGUCAAGCUGGAACCAUUCAUCUAAGAAUCCAAUGGAAGACUGAGAGUAAGAAUUAACCAAAGUCAUUGUCUUCCCAUGUACUACCCAGGCUAUCUCAAUCCCAUCUUCUUCCUCAAAAGAGGCAAAUUUAAAGCAUACAACCCAGGAAGAAAAGGAGGCCAUAAGAGAAGACCCAACCAAGGAAAUGGAUCUCUAAGAGAUCUUUCUAAAGAGGCUAUUCCUUCAUCCUCAUUCAGUGAAAUGGUACCUUACUGAAAAACAAGAUUUCAUAUUUUCAGUUUUUCAAAACUUAGUGAGGGCAGGAAAAUCAGUUACACCUUUCCAGUGAACACACUGAAUAGUUUUCAGAUCUUGUCUUAUAUUGCUACCAAGGACUGAUACUUUCAAGCCAUAACUGAAGACACACAUAAAAUUCAUGUACCUGUGGUAAUUCUACUCACAAACUGCUUUCUUAUGGACAGGUAUUCUUUCUCCGUGGUUACGGUUGCAGUCUGUUAAAAUGCCCCAUUCUUUUUUGGCUUUAAAAAUGCUGUAUUUGCUCUGAGAAUGAAGAGAAGACUUCUUAAAAGAUUGAAGAAAAAUUCAGAAAUUCUCUGUUGUUUUUGAGGAAUGGGUAUUUUUCCCCCUUCCAUUUGUCUGCAGAAAACUUCUCUCCCUGUACUUCAAAAACAGCCCAGUACUGUCCUUCAUUCCUCCAUUACAGCUAAAUCAUUUUGCAAUUGAUCACUUCCACUGGCAAUGAAAGGAUAAAUAUAUGUAUAGAGGAAAUCCUACCUGGUCAAUUCUGCUGCCACUCCUGUCAGUAGGAAUUAAAAAGUCUGAAACUUGUUUUUGUUGAGAAUAGGAAAGGUUUAAUUGACUUCUGUGAUAAAACAAUCAUGCACUGGGAAGGUAAUGCAUUUUGUCCUACAUCACAGUGUAGAAUGGGUCUUCUCAACACUCAUGACUGUUAGAGGUAUUUAUACUUCACUAGAUACACCAAGGUAUACCUAGUGAAGUAUAAAUUCCAGGGGGUGGAGAAAGAAAGACCCUUCUUCAAAGUAGCUGGGGCUGCAACAGCUUUGGUGCAACCACAACAGAUUUAUUAUGCUAUCAGCUUUUCAAAGUCAAAUCUAAUACUGUAAUAUUUUUAUUUAGAUCAUACUGAAUAAGCACUUGAAGAUUAUCAGACUUUAAAACAAGUAGUUUUUGAAACAGUGCAGCAUCCAGUUUUUCUAGUCUUGUGUCAUGCUAGCUGUCUGAAAAAGUAAUACUACAUCACAAAAAACCAACACAGUUGCUCUUCUGAGAGCAGAGUAUUUACAAAGCUGGCAUUCUUAAAAAAUUAUACUUGUUUUUGGCAGUGCAGGCAAGAGCAAGUUGUGAUGGCAGUAUAUUUAUAUCUUAGGCCUCCAAGCAAAUUCAAAAGUCUUUCUAAAGCUGCAAGCAAUUAAUCUUCCCCCAUAUGCCCCAGAGGUCCAAUUUCAAGCAAUUGCCAAAGGAUGCCUGCAGCAGAACCUGACCAUCAUGUCCAAAAUGGCUCUAGCACAGGCCUCUGUGCUUGUCACACAUUACUUCUGAUCUAUGCUCAAUUAGGUCAAGCACCCAGUUUAUGAAGAUGCAGGGUUUUUUAAGCUCUUGCCUUGAAACCAUAGUUCAAAAUGAAACCGUGCUGCUUGUUAGCUAGGUGUUGUCCAGCUCCAGAAAGCUGUCAGUGCAUGCUAGGCAUUGCUUGUUAGCAAGGUGUCCCUGCCUGGGAAACCAAGAGCAAUGGGUUCAGGUGCUGGGGACCAGACAGUUGAUCUACAGGGUAUAUGGUGAAGCUCAGCUGCAGUACACUUGGCUUUGCAGAGGCUGUGCCUACCUAGGCAGAGUGAGGCAGGUUGCUGUAGGGAUUCCUCUAGUAAGCCUGCAUUCCCUCAAAUAAUUAAUUAGGUCAUCAGCCAGCUUGUAGUCAUCUCAUAUGAAAGGCUAAAGAAACAAAUCAAAAUACAACAAAACUGCAGAUUAUUUUGAAACCAACUUAAUUUAAAAAAAAAAAAUCAGUAAGAAUUUUAACUCCUAUCUUAGAAGUCUUUUUAAGUGCCUGCCUUAUGUACAAAGAGAAACAACAGCAAAGGGACUCAGAAGUCUUACGCUGUGCACAUGGUAGACAAAACCUUGAGUCUCACAGAAAAGUGAAAAACUGCAGCCCUGCUACACCUACAGCAAGCUGACUGAUGUAGCCCAGACCUACCAUGAGCCAAGUGUCCUGCCUUCCCUCCCGCACUGCAGGUCAUGCAGUGCAUUCCUCACAUAGGCCUGCAGGCAUUCAGAGUUAUUUGCACAGGCUGUGCUGUCCCAACAUGUCCAAGAUGUAUCUUUGCUCACUGUAAGCAUGUCCCAACCUGUUUUCUGCACAUGCAAACAAAUGCUUAAGGCUUUGCUCAGAAUAAUGGCGGUACCGCGUUUUAAAGCUCUUUGGCCUUUUGCUGAAGGUAACAGCCACAGCAAAGCUGCUGCUCAGCCCUGAGAAGCAGCAGGAGCUGCUGGGGAUGCUGCAGAAAUGUAGCUGUUGCAGAAGCUGUAUGCUCUUCUGGAGACCUUUCUCAGCCCCUGCAGCACUGCCAGCAGCUGGCUCCAGAGCUCUGGCCUUGCCUGGGGGAGGGGGAUCAAGCUGUUAGCAUUUAACACAGACAUAACAUGCAGGGAGAUGGAAAUCUAGUCCAUUUUCUUGUGGCUUGAGACGCCUUCAGGUAGUUGCCUGACCCAUGGAAAUAUUUCAGAAAAACCUCAGUGCAGAGACUGGCACGUGGCAAUGGCCUUUGGGUGCCAGUAAUGCCUGUCAUCAUGGACAGCUGGACCUGGCAUAAGAACUUUUGUUGUCACCUCAAGCAGUUGAUGUUUUACUGUGUGCUCCUCAGUAUAUUUGCAUUUGCUCUGAAGAAACCCAAGCCCUGGGGAGAAUACCUAAAAGAAAACACCAAAUGACAGCACUUCCUUUCUUCUCUGUCUCUUGCUCUUUCAGGUACACUCACAACUUUUUGACAAAAGAAAAGCCAAAUGCAGUUCUUACUAAGUUAAAUCACAGGUCCUGUGGCAACGGAGCACAAAGUAACUCAAACAGCUCAGGAGUGGGUAUUACUCAUAGCUGAAGGCUUGAACUUUUAAUACCUGUGAUAUUGAAGCAGGACUCAGGUUUUUGUUUGGUUUUGAUUUUUUUUCUUUACCUACAGAGGGUAGCAUGGUGAGUGCUCUGUGUAGGAGAGAAGGAGGAGCAUUCCUGUAGCCUCUGCUCACAGACAGUAGAAGCAUUGCUAGGCAGGGAGCAUCCAGCCCAAUGAGUAAGGGGAGAAUCAAGGGAUGAGGAAAGUAAGAGCUGCCAAACUCAGAGGACUCUGCCUCCCAGGGAGUGGGGGAAGAGCUCCAUGAGCAUUUUUUUAGCAGUUACUGUUCUUGUAAUAAAAUGUAUGAACUAAAAGGCUCCUCUGUCCUUACCCAGCUACCAACAGGCAGCAUAGAGAACAAGACUGGCAGUCAUUCUGCAUAGUCACAAGAGAAACUAUCUACCACAAGACAGUAUGAUGGGAUUGUCCCUUGAAAUCAUUUGUGCCUGAUUAGGUAGGUAAAUGUAUCGUGUACCUACCCCCCUCAUGGUGUCAGAAGCCUGCAGUGCUGCUACAGAAAUAACAUGAAUCACUGCUGGGCCCAAUAUACUGUUUUGUUAAUACUAUGCAUAUACAGUAGUCUGUAGGCUACAGCUGUGAACUGCUGUGCAAAAGCAAUGAAACACAGAAUAUCAUUUUCACUGUCAAAGAGCAAUGGGCUUAAACUUGCAAUUAAUAAGCAUCCCCUUUUUUAUCAUCACAUUGCAAUAACAAAAAUCCCUAGAAUUCAUCUGAGUUUAAGCUGCAUUUUGACUGACAACCAAAGCUGUUUAUCUCCAACAGGUCUGCUACCCAGAAAAGAAGGUUUCUCACUAUGCCACCCCCUAUCCCCAAAACUUUGUUAUGAAAAUACAGGGACACACACAGAGACAUACUGGUAUAUUACAGGUUGUUGGCCCACGAGCCACUUCCUCAAUAAAUUCAUUCUUUCCCAUUUUCUAAGAAAACAUUAUCUAUGCCUGUGUGUAACAUCUUUCACCUCCACUCUUCUCAUACAACAUACACAGAUGGUAAAAAUAGUGGAGCUCACACUGAAAUGCCAGGCUGUGGUUGUUUGGUAUGUACUGUUCCAAUUCAGUUUAAGAUUAAGUUAUUAAAACCUACCCUAGUUUCCUGUGUAAAGGAAGCCAAACAUGUAAUACUCUUGAUCAAAUCCUCAUCGUGAAUAAGCAACUGGGAAAAGAGGGAGGGAGGCAUUCUUUUGUUUGUAAAUAAGCUACAGCUUCAUGGUUGAAAGCAUGCUGUUGCUCUUCCACCCUUGGUGUCCUACUGCAGAAAGCAAGGAUGAACUUUUAUUACAAUUGGACCCUUUGUUCUAGCACAGAGUAAACAACAUUGUACAUUCUCCACUAGCUAAAUGGUGAAUAUCCCAUUUCAUGGUGCUAAAUGUCAAUACGAAGGUGGUACAGACUUGAGAGGAAAAAAAAACAACAACACAACUAUAAAUGUGUAUUUGGAAAUAAUUAAAGAUGUAUUAUCCCACUUUUCUCUCGUGCUUAAAAGUAACUAUGAAUUGAGUUGGUUUGUUCAGGUUAACUUGAAACUGCUUGGAAAAGGUUUCUUGUUCUUAAAUAAUCUUGGCAGACCCCAAUUUAUAGUAAAACAUGUACUCUCCCACUGUCCAAAGUUUACAUGGUUCCAUCUGCUAUUUCUAUUAUCUUGUUAGCUAUGAGACAACUUACUGUUAUAAAACUUAAAUUACAAAGUUUCUAAUCUUAAGGUGUGUAAUCUUUUGAGCUCUCAAAUGGGAUACAAUGGUCAAGUCACAAAUUACAAGAACCUCAGCCAUAAAAUUGUUAAUAUGAUCUUUCUGUUAUUUUAAACAUUUAAUAAAACAAAAUAUUUUAAAA